Lagopus muta (rock ptarmigan) is the source of this 5582-nucleotide messenger RNA. It is a transcript of the gene SLC25A42, whose product is annotated as solute carrier family 25 member 42. Gene Ontology annotation, cellular component: mitochondrial inner membrane. The transcript is spliced from 8 exons. Gene Ontology annotation, biological process: transmembrane transport. Lineage: Eukaryota; Metazoa; Chordata; Aves; Galliformes; Phasianidae. Bases 807 to 1781 code for a protein of 324 amino acids. The record is from RefSeq and is a predicted model, not a curated record.
UGUGUGUGUUCAGGAGCAGAGAGGUGUUGGUGGGAGCUGGCAGGGGUACCAGCGGGCUGAUGCAGGGACACCAACCUCCUCUGGGUGAAAUAAUGGGAUAUUUGAGUGUCCCAAACCCCAGGGCUGCAUUCUGAGCAUCUUCCCACUCCAGCAGAGCCAUGGGCUCUCAGCAGUUGGUUUUGUUUCCCUGGUUAUUGCAUAGGAAGCUGUGAAUGUUGUCUCAAAGAGAGCAGCUGUGUAUGGGGCUGGGGUCUGUCCAGGCUGUUGCAUUUCAGGAGCUUUCCGGCCCCAGUGGCUGCUUCAGUUUCUGGCAGAGGACUUUCAGCCCUUGACAGCACCGUGGGAUGAGCCAGGAGCUGCAGCCAUUGCUUUUUGUUGACCUGCAGCUGCAGUUUGUGCAUUGAGUCAGGCAGUCCCAGCAGAAUGUGUGCCAGGGUGUGUUUUGUGCAGAGGUCACCUGGAAUGUAAGAUGAGCAGCAGUGCAGCUGUGAGUGUGCUCACUUGGUGGAGCAGAUGGGUUCGAUACAGGUCAGACAGGUUUCCUCUUAGGAAGAAGCUCAGGAACCAGAAAUAACUUUCUGCUGGUGACUUUGCUCCCAACCGUAUGAAGCUGCAUUGAGGUUUACACCGAUGCCACUGGUUGCCACAGCAGUGUUCUUUCACCAGGAGUGACACAGAGAUAUUCCUGCUGUCUUAUGAAAGAAGAUGACUUCUUGUUUGGAAAGCUGAACGGCAACGUGAGCAGCUUGCUCCAGCUGACAACGUAGGAGCCGGAGCCCUUCUGCCUACUUGGAAGUGCAACUGGUAUGGGUAAUGGUGUGAGAGAAGGUCAAGUGGAUUUCAAAGGGCAGGAUGUGGAGCCAACUGCAUCAGCUCAUCUUCCAGCAGAGGAGCAGAAGAAAGUGCUUAACUCCCUGAUGUCUGGUGCACUGGCUGGUGCUGUUGCCAAAACUGCAGUAGCUCCACUGGAUAGGACAAAAAUCAUGUUUCAGGUGUCUUCAAAAAGAUUUUCUGCCAAGGAAGCCUACAGGCUGAUUUAUCACACCUACCUCAACGAGGGCUUCUGGAGCCUCUGGCGGGGGAACUCGGCCACCAUGGUGCGCGUGAUCCCUUAUGCUGCCAUUCAGUUCUGUGCACACGAGGAGUACAAGCAGCUCCUGGGGAGCUACUACGGCUUCCAGGGAAAAGCGCUGACACCCUUUCCUCGAUUCAUUGCUGGCUCUCUGGCAGGCACAACAGCUGCCAUGUUAACCUACCCCUUGGAUAUGGUCCGUGCUCGAAUGGCUGUCACGCCGAAGGAGAUGUACAGCAAUAUUGUUCAUGUCUUCAUCCGAAUAUCCCGAGAGGAAGGAUUGAAAACACUGUAUAGGGGAUUUACACCAACCAUCCUUGGAGUGAUUCCGUAUGCUGGGCUUAGCUUUUUCACCUAUGAGACACUGAAGAAACUGCAUGCAGAUCACAGUGGGAAAUCGCAGCCAUCCCCUCCGGAGCGGCUUUUGUUCGGUGCCUGUGCAGGUUUGAUCGGCCAGUCGGCAUCUUACCCCCUGGAUGUGGUUCGCAGGCGAAUGCAGACGGCGGGGGUGAUGGGACACACGUACAGCUCCAUCCUUCUCACCAUGCAGGAGAUUAUAAGAGAAGAGGGACUAAUCCGUGGUUUGUACAAAGGACUCAGCAUGAAUUGGGUCAAAGGUCCGAUUGCAGUGGGAAUAAGCUUCACAACCUUUGACCUGACGCAGAUCCUUCUCCGUAAAUUACAGCACAGCACUAAUGUUGAAAGGUAGUAGCUUAAUCCCCACAGCCCUCGCUGGAGAAACGUACGACACGUGUAGAAAGAGCAAUGCUAGCGUUCCCUCGCUCUGCACGUGCUCUCCUGCAGCUGAGAGCUUACCUUUCUUGUUUGUUUGUUUGUUCCUUUUGUGCUGUUGUUUGGUUUUCUUCUUUUAAUGAGCCUCCGCGUUGUUUUGAAACCUCAACCUGCAACUAACCCUCCCCUAAACGAAAUCCUUUCCGCCGCUCCGCAGAACGGAGUCCUCUCCAGGAGCUGCCUCAUCCUCCUGCUUUGUCCUUUGAUGCUGGGAGUGGAGCCUCUCAAACAAACAACAGUGCUGCUGAGCUCCACGUCUGCUCUCCGGGCAGAUGGAGUGGGGAUGAGAGAGAGAGAGGGGACUCGGUGCUGUUGGAAUGAACUCCUGAAUGUGGGAAGUCAGCACGGUCCUGGGAGGCGGUUCUUACUGUGCGCUGCUGGAGGCAGUCUGCCAAGUGCAAUAUUCCAGUUAAUCUGUCAGGAAUUCCACGUUCCUCUGACCUGUGAGUUCUGUAAAACAGGACGCAGCAGGAUUUCACAGGUCCGGGUCACUUCUUUUCUUCUGGAAGCUGUGUGUGAGCUCUGGCUGGAAGAGCUGCCCGUUUGCAGAUGUUGUUUUUCCCUUCUGGGUUGAGUUGCAUGAAAUCUCCCUUGCGUGCAGCAUUCCCCUGAGAUUACCAAAGACUGUAGGCAGCAGGGGAGGAAAGUUCUGAGCAGUUUUGUAAAUCAAAUUCUCAUGUUUGCUGUCAGUGUCAUUGAUGGGGGCUGUGCCUGGGAUCACAGACUGGAUUGGAUCAAACUGCAGCAGUGCUUUCAGGCCGUCAGAACCCUUCCGUUGUCGUCACGGUCUUAAAGGCAGCUGUUCUCCAAGGGAUUUGGCUGUAGUGCCCUAGGCAAGAAGAGAAACUGUUACAUACUGAAAUUUUCAGCAGUUAUGUCCUUCAGUAUUACUGUUGCUGCUUUAUGCACGUUGCAGGAACAAACGUCUCAGAGAUGCACACGUGAUGCAGGCUGAGCUGCUCCCAAAGGCUGGUUUUGUCUGGUGGCCCUGCUUCCCAACAGCCGCUGUCCUUUGGUGCCUGCUGUGUUCUUAAUGCACACCUAACCCCACUUGCUUUCAGUCCUUGAGUUCCUCUGGACCGCGUCCUCAGGAGAACGGGCUCCUCAGGACUUAUGUCUAGUGCCAAUCAUUUCCAGUUGCAAUUUGAAAAUGAAUGAUAGAGUACCUUUCAUUGCUUCUAUUUCAAGUCAGGCUUCGGAGAAAUGGAGAUCUGAGGGUGGCUUUGUCUUCUGUUCUGUUCCUGUAUUAAAUUUGGAGUGCAAGAGGUCACAGCGAGCUUUAGAGUUCUCUGGGAAUCCCAUUCCACAAGCCAAGAUGAAAAAUCCCUUCCCAGCUGAUACUACCCAUGUAGAGGGGAGAUAACAUAUAAAAGAAAAAAUAAGGCAUAAUCUAAAGGCUGUCCUUCUCUGGUGUAUAUAUUUUAGUCACUGUAGUUUGACCCUCGUGUCACAGCUUUAUUAAUGGGAAUGGAGGUAAUUGCACAACUGGUAGAAAUAGCUUUUUCCUUUCUUUUGUCUUUGCACUUGUUCUUCGGAGCAUAACUCGCUUCUAAUGCCAAAUAUUUCCCUAGGAACUGAGCACUUGUGCUUCCACUUGGUGGACAUGGCAGGCAGCCUCCUGCAGUUUAGUGUGUGUGUUGAUGCCAGAAGACGGGGAUCGAUCCGACUGUAAUGCUUGUGGAUGGGCAGGCUGUGAACCUCAGUGAUUUCUGCCUCUGAGCCCACCAGCGAUGAUUUCCGUUGUGAAACUUGACUGCAGUCACCAUCUCACCUUGUAACUAAAUGUUAGGUGUCGCCGUAAGAGUCCUUAGAGAUGACAGCCAUGAGUUCUCUGUCUUUUUACUCCCUUGCUAAUGGAAGACGAUCAGCCGUUUUCUUCACUGGGUGAAACGUUCAGUCCUUUGCAAGAGCUCUGAUUUCUUUUCUCCAAUGGAGAAGCCAAUUACUUCUGCUCUUGCUUCGGUCUCGCUUGGCCUGGUGAGGAAGUGCUGGGGCAUCUCAGCAGGAACGAGGCGCAGACCAGCAAUGAAGAGUGUAAGCAGUGGCUGUUGUAGGUGUGUGCUUGCAUAUCCCACCAUAUAUACAACCUGCACUGAGUUCUGCUCAGCUUGGAGGCUGCUGGUUCAGAGCGCAGUCCUUUGCACAGAUGACUUCUGUAGUGACAGCAGAGGAUGCUGAGCUGUGCCUUCCGAGCUCGGGCAGGCUCCUGUGCUCUGCACUGUGGUAGGUGGUUGGGGCAGACGCUGCAGUUCUUGUCUUAUGAGGCAGGGCACCUCCUGCCAUGCUGGGUGUGCAGCUGGAGUGUUGGUGAAUGGAAAUCCUAUGGAGGGGGGGGUUUGUGGCACCUCGCAGCCUGGCUGGAGCCUAAGGGCUGAGCUGAGGAUGGAGACCUGAAGCACAGCCUGGCUUGGAAGUGCUGAGCUGAGGGAAGCUGUUCCUUCAUUAGCAGCUACACCUGAUUUGAAUUCAGUGAGCUGUCAGCCAAACACAUUUCUCCAAGUUCUGCAGGCUGAGAGCUUAUUCAGAGAGAGAUCUGAGUUCAGUCUGUAAUUGUUUUGGUGCUUUUAUUUCUUGGGUGAGAGAAUAACUGUGUCACUGCUUUGGGCUGUUUUGAAUAGCUCUUUCUUUUUCCUUGGUUUGAAUGUACGAGAGGAGAAACGGAGUGUUCCCUUCCCUUCUCUUAAUCUUUGCGUGAAUUGCGAUACGUUCCAGGUCUCUGUGCUGCCCGGAAUGAAUGCCUGAGGAGCUCUGGGAACACAUUGGGAAGGGGAGGUGCCAGCCAAGAUCCAUUCCUUCAGCUCUGAGAGAGAAAAGCCUAACAGGAAUAUCCUCCAGUUCUUCUUUUCUUUAAAACUAAUUUACUACCCCACGUUCAAUUCCUUGCUUUAAUUUUCAAGCCAUGAAUCUUACUUCUCUCGAAUGCAUUACUGCCAAACGUUCACCUGUGCUUUUAUUCUUUUUUUUUUCCUCAUCUCUUCUUCCUGCUUCUGCACCUUUAGUUCUGCACUUGCACUUCAAGAAAAUCAGGUCCAGUGAAAUGCAUCUAAAGUGACAAAACUGGAGCUUUGGUAGGGAUCCCCGAGACAGUCCUGCUCACGGGCAAGGAGAGUUCUGCACAGGGCAGGAAGGGAAAGGCGUGAGGUAAUGGGGCAGAAGGUUUGGGGAAGAUUCUUGUGUUCCUUGCCCAGCCUCUCGCCUUUCCUUGGCUCACUGCAAGGCGCUGCUGCUCACCAGCUCCUCUUUGGGCACCUCCACGCAGUGCUGUGCUCUGUGCAAGCAAUGUGGGGAGAGCUGAUGCUGCAGGCAAGGAUAGGAGGGGCAUAAAGUCACUGAAAGGCACAGGAUGAGCAUUAUCCAGCCCUUUUCUCCUGGGCUGGUGCAGAGGAGGAGGUCUGGAGCUGUGCUGCACGACAGCCUUUGCUAUGGCAGGGCUGGUGCUUCCCACUGCUCUGCACGCCGUGUGAUGGAUGCAGGGUGUCCCAGCACUGCUUGCUGCCUGUGUGGUCUAUGCAUAUAUUAACACAAACACUGUUAACUGCCUUUUGUCCAGACGUGUCCUCACCAUCGGUGUGUGUGCGUGCGUCGAUUUCUGACUGCUUUUCUUGGAUCUGGAAUUCUAUUUUAUUGCAGUGAAGACACUUUGGUAUAUAAUGUUUAUAUAUUUUAAGAUUUGUGCCAAGAGAGGAUGUAUAUUUAAUAAAAAAUUUAAUUGACUUUG